Rangifer tarandus platyrhynchus (Svalbard reindeer) is the source of this 312-nucleotide messenger RNA. The record is from the annotation of a GenBank genome assembly. Lineage: Eukaryota; Metazoa; Chordata; Mammalia; Artiodactyla; Cervidae.
AUGGCGGACAAAGAGAAGAAAAAGAAAGAGAGCAUCUUGGACCUGUCCAAGUACAUCGACAAGACCAUCCGAGUGAAGUUCCAGGGAGGCAGAGAAGCCAGUGGAAUCCUGAAAGGGUUCGACCCGCUGCUCAACCUUGUGCUGGACGGCACCAUCGAGUACAUGCGAGACCCCGACGACCAGUACAAGCUCACAGAGGACACGCGGCAGCUAGGCCUGGUGGUAUGCAGGGGCACUUCGGUGGUUCUCAUCUGCCCGCAGGACGGCAUGGAGGCCAUCCCCAACCCUUUCAUCCAGCAGCAGGAUGCCUAG